AUGGGUAAACUAUUUAAAUCAUUUUCUCCGCGAAAGAUAGAACCGAUCUACUUUGAUAUUAGGUUGGAUCAAAACACCAUUCGGAUCCCAGCAGCAGGGCAUACGGUUAAGUAUGGCCAUGCCCAGGGAAAAGUUAUUUUGUGCCUUAAUAAACCUACGCGCGUGAGCGAUGUCAAGCUACAUCUUGAGGGCCGCUACUAUAUAAACUGGGACGCGACGUUCCCCAGCGAUUCACAUCGGCAUUGCAAAGCAUUUUGGAAAGAGUUGCCUUUCCAUCACGAUGUCUGGAGCUUUCUGCGGGUUUCCGCCGGAUCAUCCUCCACGACCUUGGAGCCGGGAAACUAUGAAUUUCCUUUCCAAAUGUGUCUUCCAGGCCGAUUACCGGAAUCUAUGACCGGCGUGGAUGACUGUUAUAUUCGGUAUCGGUUGAGAGCACAGAUCUAUGGCCGGAAAGGCGAGAGUGUAACCACGUCGAGGGAGGUCACCAUUCGAAAGGUCUACCACCUGCCUUUGCGUACUGUUCCGAGGAGCAUUGAGAACAAUUGGCCGAACAAAUUAAUAUACAAUGUCAGCAUUCCAACCCCGGCUGUCCCAUUCGGCGGCCAUAUCCGGGUCACCUAUCGGUUCGUUCCUCUGCUGAAGGGCCUCAAUGUGAAAUCCAUUCGAUCGGAUAUCAUCGAAGCGCAUACCGUAUCGAACCCAUCAUAUGCUUCUCGAUCACGAGAGGUGUUAACGGAUGAAUUUGACCCUCCAACCUGGGAAGAGAUGGAUAUCAGUACCGACGACAGAUGCUGGUAUCAAUGCUCCCGGAUGCUUCAAUUACCCAAGUCCACCCAACGGUGUCUACAAAGUGUUGCGACAACGGUCCUCCAGGUUAGACAUUCGAUACAAUGUUUAAUCACCCUGUCAAAUCCAGACGGUCAUCUGUCCUCGGUUCGUCUUUCUCUUCCAAUCGUCCUCAUUUUCUACCCCUCGACCAGCGCUAGCCUUCAGGUGUUAUCGGACCCUGUGGCCGCGGACGAGGGAGAAACCGCACUGCCCCAUUAUAACGACCAUGUACACGACGCAAAGCUUGUUGACAACCCUUCAACCUAUGCGGGGCCGCAUUUCAAUCAAAGGCCUCCAGAGUACUCGGCAUUCGACGGCGUAUCCGAAAUUCCUAGUUAA
Molecule: messenger RNA, 1167 nt
Organism: Aspergillus pseudotamarii
Lineage: Eukaryota; Fungi; Ascomycota; Eurotiomycetes; Eurotiales; Aspergillaceae
Product: arrestin family protein
Exons: 5
Coding region: 1-1167 (388 amino acids)
Biological process (GO): ubiquitin-dependent endocytosis
Cellular component (GO): cytoplasm; cytosol; plasma membrane
Molecular function (GO): ubiquitin protein ligase binding; protein-macromolecule adaptor activity
Source: RefSeq, a predicted model, not a curated record